UGGGUUUUGGUCCUUCUUGUGCCAGGGAGGAGGCGGGAGGAGGGACACCGUUGGGAGGCUGUCCCCUCCCAGCUCUUCUGGCUGGUGUUCCCAGGGACUUUGACCUGGGGACGAUGAUGCACACAUGGGUGGCUGCUUCUGUAUUCCUGGGGAGCCGAGUCUGUCCUGGGGCCCAGGUAAAGAAACUCCUUCCAAGGAUCCAACCAUAUCGAGUGAGGUUAUAACCUCAUCUGAAGACAAGGAAAAAUGUUUCCUGUCACAGAAUAUGACUCCAGAUCUGACCCUCUCCUUCAGUGUGAAGAGCCGCUCCAGGAGGUGUGUAAACGGCCCCCUGCAGGAAGCAGCCAGGAGGCGGCUCUGGGCGCUGGAGAAUGAGGACCAGGAGGUGCGUGCACUGUUUAAGGACCUCUCAGCCAGGUUGGUGGGUAUCCAGUCCCAGAAGGCUCAGUUCCUCAUCACCUUCAAGACCAUGGAGGAAAUCUGGAAGUUUUCCACCUACUUGAACUUAGGCUAUGUAUCUGCAUGUCUGGAACAUCUCCUCUUUGACCAUAAGUACUGGCUCAACUGCAGAUUGGUGGAAGAUACAGAGAUCCAAGUUUCCGUGGAUGAGAAACACCUGGAAACAAUAUACCUGGGACUUCUGAUACAGGAAGGCCACUUCUUCUGCAGAGCCGUGUGCUCUGUGGCUCAGCCGCCUGAGAAGGAAGGGGAGUAUCUGACACUUUGGAAGAAGGAGUUAAUCUCCGUGAAAAUAGUUGAAGGUGGAUCCGAGUGGGAGGGCGUGUCCCUGGUGACUGGUCAUCGGGGCCUGGUGCCCGUGUCAGCCCUGGAACCUCUGCCGCUCCCUUUCCACCAAUGGUUCCUAAAGAACUACCCAGGAAGCUGUGGCUUUUCCAGGAAGAGGGAUUGGACAGGCUCCUAUCAGAUAGGCAGAGGAAAAUGUAAGGCCUGGAAAGAAUAUGAGAGGGAAGAAAAGGAUGAGCUGAAUUUUCACCAGGGAGAAAGCAUCGAGAUCAUCGGCUUUGUCAUCCCUGGGCUUCAGUGGUUCAUUGGAAAGUCGACACGCUCAGGAGAAGUGGGCUUUGUCCCCACCAGGAACAUAGAUCCUGAGUCUUACUCCCCAGUGAACAAGAGCUCCGCCUUUUUCAGCGAUGAGGAAAGAUGCUCUCUGUGGGUCCUGGGAAGUGACAGGAAAGCUGAGUGUGCCAGCUUCCUCCACACCCUUGCUCAUACUGACAUAGCGUCUGUCUACCGGCUUAGUGGGUUUGAAUCCAUCCAGAAUCUUCCAAACGAUCUAAGUGCGUCCCAGCCUGAAGGCUUCAAGGAGGCCAGGACUGGUAGAGCCUGGGAGGAGCAUCAGGCCGUGGGCUCCAGACAGUCCAGCAGUUCCGAGGACUCCAGCCUGGAGGAGGAGCUCCUCUCAGCAGCCUCAGACAGCUAUCACUUGCCAGAGCCCGAUGACCUCGAUGACCCAGAACUGCUCGUGGACCUAAACACUGGUCAGGAAGAGGAGGAGGCUGAGAAUUUCGCCCCCAUGCUGGCGUUUCUGGAUCACGAGGGCUACGCUGACCACUUUAGGAGCCUCUACGACUCCUCCUUCUCUUUCCUCACGUCUUCCUUUUACAGCUUCUCUGAGGAGGACGAACUUGUGGCCUACCUGGAGGCCUCAAGGAAGUGGGCCAAGAGGAACCACAUGACCUGGGCCCAUGCCCGGCUCUGCUUCCUCCUGGGCCGGCUGAGCGUCAGGAGGGUCAAACUCUCUCAGGCCAGGGUGUACUUUGAGGAGGCUAUGUACAUCCUCGAUGGGGCAUUUGAGGACCUAUCCUUGGUGGCUGCUCUGUACAUCAAUCUGGCUGCCAUCUACCUGAGGCAGAGGCUGAGGCAUAAAGGCUCAGCCCUGCUGGAAAAGGCAGGUGCCCUGUUGGCCUGCCUGCCUGACCGUGAGUCCAGCACCAAGAAUGAGCUUGACGUUGUGGCCUAUGUGCUACGCCAGGGGAUUGUGGCUGGCAGCUGUGUUCUGGAGGCCAGGGCCUGCUUCCUGGCCAUCCGAUUGCUCCUGGACCUAGGCCGGCAUGAGGAGGUCCUGCCCUUUGCCGAGCGUCUGCAACUCCUCUCUGGACACCCUCCUGACCUGGAUGCCGUGGCCACCGUCUUGAGUUUUCUGUACGAUAAGAAAUAUCUUCCACACCUUGCGGUGGCCUCUGUCCAGCAACGUGGUACCCAGAGUGCCCAAGGGAUGUCCCUUCCAAUUUGGCAGGUCUACCUGGUUCUCCAGAACACCGCCAAGCUCCUUGGAGUUCCCUCUUUAAGCUGGGGUGAAGUUUCUGCCCUGGCCUGCCCAGCGCUCAGGCAGGCGCUGGUUGCCUGUGAAGAGCAGGCCAGUCGCAGCACCCAGAGGGCCCUGUGUCUCAUCCUGUCCAAAGUGUACCUCCAACACAGGUCUCCUGAUGGCGCCAUCCACUACCUGAGCCAGGCCUUGGUGCUAGGGCAGCUGCUGGGUGAGCAGGAGGCCUUCGAGUCUUCCCUGUGCCUGGCGUGGGCUUAUCUCGUAGCCAGCCAGGCAAAGAAGGCGUUGGACAUUCUUGAGCCGCUGCUAUACUCUCAGAAGGAGAUGGAGAGCAUCACCCAAAAGGGGGUGGUCCAUAACCUCCUGGGCCUUGCACUUCAAGGUGAAGGCCGGGUGAACAGGGCAGCCAAGAACUAUCUCCGGGCUUUGAACAGAGCUCAGGAAAUGGGGAACGUGCGUAACCAGGCGGUGACUUUGGCCAAUCUUGGCCACCUAACUCUUAAGUCCUGGGCUCGGCAACCAGCCAAGGACUAUCUCCUGCGGGCCGUCCGACUCUAUUCUGAACUCCAGACCAGCGUGGAGACAGACAUGGAAUUAGUACAGGUGCUUCUCUGGUUGGCCCAAGUCCUGGUAUCUGGACAUCAGCUGGCCAGCGGCCGCCUUUGUUAUGAAAUGGCAUUGCUGUUGGGCUUAAGGCAUCGGCACCUAAAGAGUCAGCUUCAGGUCACCAAAUCCCUCUGCCAUUUCUACAGCUCUGUAUCCCCAAACCCCGAGGCAUGCAUCACCUACCAUGAGCACUGGCUGGCCCUAGCUCAGCAACUCAGGGACCGAGAGAUGGAGGGGAGGCUGUUGGAGUCCCUCGGGCAGCUCUAUCGGAACCUGAACACGGCCAGGUGAGUCUGGGCUCGGGGACAGCCCUGGAAACAGCUUACCUUCCUUGAGGAGAAGCAGCACUCUUUUCCUCAGGACGUGAAGUUCACAUGCACAUUCGAACAAGUUCUCUAAUCUCUCUGUACCUCAGCCUCCUCGUCAAAGAUGAGAACGGU
Molecule: messenger RNA, 3333 nt
Organism: Panthera uncia (snow leopard)
Lineage: Eukaryota; Metazoa; Chordata; Mammalia; Carnivora; Felidae
Product: SH3 domain and tetratricopeptide repeat-containing protein 2
Exons: 12
Coding region: 125-3184 (1019 amino acids)
Biological process (GO): regulation of intracellular protein transport; regulation of ERBB signaling pathway
Cellular component (GO): recycling endosome
Molecular function (GO): protein binding
Source: RefSeq, a predicted model, not a curated record